AUGUGUAUGCCUCUUCUCUAUCAGGACGCGCAUCUGCAAUCAAGUGGAUGGGAUUCAUGUCUACAAUUUUUCGAAGCUCUGUCGGCACAUCCUAACAUGGUCCGAGAUCUAUACAUUGGACGCGGAGUAGUGUUUUGCCGUCCUAUGCCACAGACCAUCUUUAAGGAUUUCGAUGCUGCGCUUGAGAAGUGCUUGCAGAGCCAGCGAGAACUUGAAACUGUCUACUUUAACCACCACGAGGAUUCCGCUCUGCACAACCUAUUCUCUGAACCCACUGGCCAGAGAAUUCUCAACUCAUUGCACGAAUAUGCAAAAAAGCUGCAUGCGGUAUCACUUGUCAACAGCGAGGGAACGAGCUUCGGCUUCAAAAACAAGAUCCCUGCUUUCAGCAAUCUUCGUAAAUUGGAGCUUGUGGGGAUGAAACAGAGAGGUCAUGAUAGAGUAUCCGAAGUCGCAGAGAUCUUGAUAUCAUGUCCUGGCCUCCUUGAUCUUUCUCUGUCAACCACGGGUGCAGGUGCUGAUGGAGAAGUCUUAGAUCUCUUGCCGAAAGUGGUCGAAAAAGUCAAGGGGAAGAUCGAGAAACGAUUGCGGCUAAGGUCACUGCGCUUGGGAUAUGGUUUCCUGCCUGUCGAAUCAGAAGGAAUAGAUUACCUCUCAGAAGUGGUGGAUCUGACAAACCUCGACAAUCUACGCCUCGACAACGAUCACAUAGGUGUCAAAGAGGUUUUGGACGACGCACCAAUCGAUGUCAAGCAAUUUGCGUCUGCGUAUAAUGUUUCGUUCCUUACUGCCGAACGUCUAAGUCCUGAUAUCGUUGAAUUGAUACAUGUCCUCAAUACGCAUGGUCAACUAACCAGACUCUCUCUACCACGCUUUUGCGAUACACAACCCCGUGUGCGUAUGGAUAGGGAUAAUCAAUACUGGGAUGACUACUGGUACGACGAAUUUCCCGGGGAAAUCCCCUCAUGGUCAGCCGGGCAGCUGUUCUCCGCACCACUCGAGCAAGCCGGAACGCAUUGGAAAAGCAUAUUGAUUGGUGACAUUUUCCUUUUCAACGGACCGCAAGGUCCCAUCUUUGAUUGUUUGACUCGCUACGAACGACUUGAAGAACUGGCAUUGCCCAUGUCAUAUGAGCUGUGGCCACGAUUUCAGAGCGAGGUGAUGCCACAUCUGCGCCAACUGCAGAGAUUGUUUCUAGUCGGACAUACACUGGCUUGUGGUUACGUGUAUCAAGGCAAGGUACUCGGGUACGAGGAUUACGUAGGGCUCUCAUAUGGCCAUUACAGUUCGGGAACCGAAAAAGAACUCGAAGAGAAGGUCAAACAAGGCGAGGCCGAACAUUCGAUCCAUGUUUACAAAUGGUUGAGGGGCAUUUUUAUGGACAAUCGCACCAGCAUAGCUGACGGAGACAAUCGCGCUCUCCUCAGGUAUCUCGGGCUACAGGGCAUGGUGUUCACCUGUAUGUUACUACCAGGCACUACACCUGGUGGCAACAAUUCUUUCUUAGUCAACGAGAACGGCAAGGAAUGGAUAUACGACAUUGUUGAUGUAGACGAAGACGAUGCGGCUCGCUUUGAAGCCAUUCGUGAAUGGAACGAAGGCACCGCGCGGCUGAGGGCUGGAGGAGACGAAGACCCUAGCCGUAACUCUCACUAA
Molecule: messenger RNA, 1656 nt
Organism: Aureobasidium melanogenum CBS 110374
Lineage: Eukaryota; Fungi; Ascomycota; Dothideomycetes; Dothideales; Saccotheciaceae
Exons: 2
Coding region: 1-1656 (551 amino acids)
Source: RefSeq, a predicted model, not a curated record